Messenger RNA from Ruditapes philippinarum (Manila clam), 10572 nucleotides. RefSeq lists its product as uncharacterized. Bases 1058 to 3115 code for a protein of 685 amino acids. NCBI's taxonomy places the organism in Eukaryota, Metazoa, Mollusca, Bivalvia, Venerida, Veneridae. The transcript is spliced from 6 exons. The record is from RefSeq and is a predicted model, not a curated record.
GCUUUUUAGACUACUUCUAUACUUCAAGUAUAUCAACACAUGAUAGACUAGUGUUUAUCCUUCUAGAUUUUCGUUGAUAUUUCAUUGGCUUACAACACAUAUCUAUUUAAACUGAUACAUAGUGUAGAUGAUCGCAGCGUGCAUUUGGACUACAUACGCUUACAAUGCUGUUAUCAUAAUAUUUCAACACUUUAAUGACACAAAACAAAAUGUAAGCCUUCUUUAUUGUUUUUUAAACUCAACUGAAAAUAAGAAAAUGGAUAAUGUAAAAACGACCCAUAAACACACAUAAAGCACCCUCUGAAUGGAAGCCCCUCCCGCAGUGAUUUAAGCUAUGACUAAAUCAAAGGUGACAUAGAUGUAUUUAUUCACCGACAUAACGUUUCGACACAUAUAGAUAUAAAACGGAUUUCACACAUUUCGGGAAAAGAAAAUGGCAACGGGUAGCAUCUCGACGGAAAAUCGUAUUCAUCUGUUUCGUUUGCAGAUACUCAUUAUAGAUGGAGGUCUUUUGAUUUUGAGAGAUAUAGUGGACACCAUUCUAAAUGCAAAUGGAAUAUCCCUAUCGGCAUGUUUGAAAAACGAAAAGGCCACUAUUCAGCAUUUAAAAAGCCGUGGUAUCAUAACCCAAGUCCAAUAUGACAUAUUAUUUCCACCGGGUGGCAUGCUCCCCACUUCAUUUGAUCUGGACAUCACUCUUAUCAUAUGUCUUCUUAGAAACCUCAAUUGUUUCAAAUUGAACAAAAAGUUUAACUGGAAAACAUCUCCCUUACCAACUGAUGUAUCAUUGGAAGCAGAUAUUUGUCGGUUAAAGAAUUUCCGAAACAAAAUAAGUCAUAUAUCAGCAACGACUGCAUUACUGCCUAAUGAUUUUACUAUUUGGUGGAGUGAUAUCGAGCAGAUACUUAUUCGACGAAGUUCCCCAGCUCUUAAUAUUCGACAAACAAUUGCCGACUUUAAAUCCUGUCCCCUUGAUACCAAGGAGGAGAGACGGAUACAGAAAGAAAUAGAAAAGUGGAAAGACUACGAAGCCGAUGUUGAUCGAUUAUAAAAAGACAUGAAAUAUGUGAUAGAAAAUGUAAGUGACGUAAGAGAAAUUGUUACCGAGACGAAUAUCUUAAAGAAAGAUGUUUGCGAAAUGCAGGAACACUUUGGUAAAGUAAAGAAAAAUAUUGAUGAAAUGAAAGCUUAUGUAAGUAAAGUUGAUGAAACUGUUGGCGAAAUAAGAGAAAACGUAGAUGACAUGCAGGAAAACUUUGUUGAAAUGAAGGAAACGGUUACUAAAAUGGAAGGAAAUGUUGGUGAAAUGAAGGAUGAAAUUAAAGAUGUGAAAAAAAGACAGGAUGCAGCAGAGAAAUGUAGAGAAGUUGACAUCUUUAAACAGGCUGAUGAGGAAAAAUAUCAACAACUGAAAACACAUCUCAAAGAUGAUUUGAUUAAAUACUAUAAAUGGAAACACAGCAGAGUUCCACUGUCACCUUUGUUUGAGGAAAAGGAUACGUCAUUGGCCGACUUUUAUAUGAGGCCUGAAUUUAAAUUAGUAGUUUCAAAUUCGACAGGAGGAAAAGACCAAAAAACACCAAUCAAAGUUUUGUCCAACAUGUUCAACAACCGAGAAAUUUAUGUUACUGCAGAUGCUGGGUUUGGAAAAACUACAUUUUCAAAGUAUCUAGCGACUUUGUGGAGCGAAGCUCAUUGCCAGGACAAAAAAGAUCAAACAUCUUUUGAAAAUGAUGAUAAAGAUUGCAUGUUUAAAUUUGAGUACGUCUUUCUAAUUUUAUUGCGAGAUUCGUACGAUUUAUGCUCUAUUGAUGACUUCUUAUUCAAACAAAUUAUUUCAAACUUGGACCACUCCAAACAAUUUACGGAAGAUUUUCUGCAGGAAAUCAUGCACAAUGAAAAUUGUCUAGUGAUACUUGAUGGACUAGAUGAAUGGACUCACCCGGACAAGUGCUGUUACAGGGAGCCAAAAUCGAUCCCCCACAGGAGUAUCAGAGAAAAAUGUACAGUUCUGACUACCACUAGACCUUGGAAAUUAGGGUUUUUAAAUCUGAAUUCGAACGAAUUAGGCAUUAAGGUAGAACUUUCUAAACUAGGUGGAGACUCGGUAAAUACACUUUCCAAAAGGACCUUACAACUGUUAAAAUCUCCCCCUAAUGAGAUGUCAUUACGAAAUGAGCUCCAUCUGUUCAAUAAAGAAAUAGAAAGAAGAGACAUUACUGACCUUGCCUUUGUGCCCCUACUUUUAAUGUAUAUAAUUUGUUUAUAUUGUGAUGGUGUUCAAAUAGGAAGUUCAAGGUGCGAGCUUUAUGCUGAUAUUAUUGAACUUCUUUUAUCAAAAACGAUACAGAAACACCGAGAUUGUCAACUUCCGGUGCACCCUUACACCGGUGAAAUUCCACAAUGUUUUGAAGGCCAUUUUCAUUGUAAGACUAACUAUACUCUCCUGAUUGCUUUGGGGAAACUAGCAUAUUAUUCAUUUUUUAAUGAAACAAAAGAAAAAACGCUGGUAUUUGAAGGAUCAAUUGCUGAAAAGUAUCUCGAACCAGAAUAUAUCAAAUUAUGCUUGAUCUCAGGAAUAUUGACUGAAAGCAAAACAAGGACACUAACAAAACAGAUAAGUAAAGAAUCUUUUUCCCAUAAAACAGUUCAGGAAUUCUUUGUUGCCAUAUUUAUUAUUUCCCAAAGCGAAUUGCAGAAAACGGUUUUAGAAAAAUGUGAAAAAGUCCAAAGCAUUCUUGAUAUCUCGACAAUUUGUCAGUUUAUCGGCAAACUAAAUCCAACAAUAAUGUGUGAAAUAUCAGAGGGUUUUAUGUUUGUGAUAAAUGAUGAUGAGGAAACACGUGAGUAUAGGUCUAGGACGGAUGUUAAAUAUAUGCACUAUCAUACAUUGUAUAACAUACAAAACAUGUUACUUUCAUGUUUCAAAGAAAUGACUGAAAGUAAACAUACUCAGCUGUGUUUACAAGAUGUGUUCAUUUCAUGUGACAAUGUGCAUAACGAGCAUUUGCAAUGUUUGGCAAAACUAAAUAGAACAAACAUAAAAUCGCUUGAUAUAAAUGGCAACAAUACUUCAUGCAGUUUAUGUGAAGUUAUUGAUUUAUUUUCUCUCUAGAUUCUUUACAGAAACUUUUUUAUGAAGGUGAGAGGGAAAAAGAGGCUGAAAUCCAUUUGUUACUAUAUCCUUGUCUCAAAAGGCUGACUUUGUUGUAUGGCAAAUGGAUAAAUUAUGAAGGAAAUCUGAGUGAAAGUCUCGUUAAACUUCAAAAUGUACAUUAUAUUUAUGUUAAACAGUUCACAUUAUCUCACAAAAUACUUGAGACAAUAUUUUCUUCUAUUCCUGGUAAAAAUGCAUUAAAGGAAAUAACUUUGUCGAAGCUAUCAUGUUACGAACAUGGCGUCGAUCAAUGUAAGAGAUUGAGCUUUGACCUUUCUCGGCAUUCAAGCCUAACAAAGUUACAAUUGUCCGAGUUACCGUCUUUGCAAUUAAAUAUAACAACACCGUCGUUAGUUGAUGUUUACUUGUGGGGAAUCAAUCUAGGUGACACUUCUUUGUUACUGUCAGGUGGCAUGUUAAAUAUUAAACGCGUGGAGUUGUUUUAUAUAGAAAUGUCUGCAGCAAGUUUACAGUAGCUUUGUGAUUGUUCUAGAAAAGCUCCCUCAGUUAGUAACAGUAGAGAUGCACAAGUGCGAAAUAGAACCGGAAACAGAACGUAAAAAUGUCAGUAACUAUGUACAGAGUUCCGAAAUCUUUGUUGUGACAAGAGACCAUUUCCAUUCACAAUGGACGUUUACCUUUACAAAAAAUCCCCAAGAAGUAAAUGAAAGACAAAAUAAGCAUUGUGCACACUGCACGAUAAACUAACGUACUUUAUUCAAAUCUUUGAAAAUGUAGACACGUUAAAAAGAAUCUUUUAUCAAAAUUUAGUUUUAGAAGGAGAUAACCGCAGCUUGGUUCAUAUUCACAUUUUUAACUAGGACCAUUUUUGACAAAAGAAUUCGAGGUGUUUUCUUUUCCGUGCUCAUACUCUUAGGUAGCUGGAUAAGGUAUCUCUUCAAUUAAAUUUGAAACGGGUCUUAACACUGUGUGUAGUACAAUAAGACAUUUAUUCUUUAUUCAUAGUACUUUUUUAGUUUAGAUGCAAAAAAUAGCCAUUUAAAAUGUUAAAAUAAAAUAAUGGCUAUGACUUUGAAUUUACACUAAGACUUUCUCCUUUUUGUACCAUUGCUUACUUUAUGGUAUUGUAAUUGUUUUGCUGUGUGAGAUACCAAAUAUCAUGGUUGAGAUAUUGAUUAAGAUAUAAUGUUUGAGAUAUUGAUUUAAAUAUCAUGCUUGAGAUAUUGAUAAAAAUAUGAUGUUUGAGAUAUUGAUUGAAAUAUCAUGUUUGAGAUAUUGAUUAAGAUAUAAUGUUUGAGAUAUUGAUUGAAAUAUCAUGUUUGAGAUAUUGAUUAAGAUAUAAUGUUUGAGAUAUUGAUUGAAAUAUGAUGUUUAAGAUAUUGAUUUAAAUAUGAUAUUUGUGAUAUUGAUUAAAUUAUGAUGUUUGUUUGAGAUAUAUUGAUUAAAAUAUGUUUGAGAUAUUGAUUAAGUUAUCAUGUUUGAGAUAUUGAUUAGAAUAUGAUGUUUUAGAUAUUGAUUUAAAUAUCAUGUUUAAGAUAUUGAUAAAAGUUUGAUAUUUUACGGAAACGUGUAGCGACCACCCCUAUAUGUUAGUUAAAACAGAAUUUUUGACAAUUUACUUAAUACAUACUAUAUACCUAACCAAUUUUUAUAAACUUACUUGAUCUGAAAUAUUUAUCUUGUACUAUCUACAGCCUGUGCAUGUUGGUAAAAACAGAAUUAAAGACAAUUUAUUUAACACACGAUUUAUAUUUGACCAAUAUUUACAUUGUUAAUUGAUUAAGAAAUAACAUCGGCCUGAGAGGUGUAUAUCGGCUAUUUAACACCGGUUUGGAGUUGUGAUGCGUAGGAAUUGACCACGAAGGCCGUAGGCCUGAGUAGUUAAUUUUGUCGCAUCAAAACGACAAUACCGGUGUUAAAUAGCCGAUAUACACCUCUCAGGCCGAUGUUAUUUCGAUUCUAACACGAUAAAAUAAGGAAAAUCACUAAUGUUAUUUUUGAAGCGGAAAUAACUUCCGGUGCCGAUUUUCGUAUAAAGCUGUUCGAUUUUCGCACCCUACUGUUGCGAAGAUAUAGAAAUUAUUAAACAAAAGAAAUAAUAAGAAAAAAACGUUAUUUUAUCAAGUUCUGAACAAUAAAAACUUACGUCGUAUUGUGUUUACAUCAGAGCCCCAUUUAUCAUUCUUGUCUGCAUGAAAUAACGUCAGUUUGUUUAUGAAUGAGUUGUUUACUUAGGAUGACGUCAUUACGCUACUUACGGAUUGGCGCCGUUUAGAUAUAGAGGAUAUUUGUUUAGUUCAGUGUAAGAUCGGAAUAUAUUUCACCGAGUGAGCACCAAAAGGUUUAUUUCACGAGUGGCGCAGCCACGAGUGAAAUAUGAACUUUUGGUGUUCACAAGGUGAAAUAUAUUUAAUCUUACACUAAACUAAACAAAUUUUCUUUUUAUUACAUGCAAAGAAACGUUUUAAAUAGACAUUAAACCUAAUACUGAAUGAAAAGCGCGCAACUAAUAAUACAACGUGACGUCAUUUACGACGUCACGUCAUUAAGUUGGUACCCAGUAUUGUGCACGCUGGUAUUUCACUAAAACAACGUAAGGGGUUUAAAUUCAAAACAGUGAAAUUAUCAAAGUGGUAAUUUCACUGUUUCAAACAGUGAAAUUACCAGUUUUAUAUCACUGAUAUAUUUCUAUAAACCACCGAAAAGCAUGUAAUAAAUGGAUCUAAUAUGUGGCGUUAGUGUAUGUCAGAUAUUAUUUCGGUAUUGUAUGAAAAGAAAACAUUAUACGAACUGAAAAUAUAAAUAAAAAUGUUUUUAUUGUUGCUUUAAAAUGCUUUGUAAACUAUACAAUCGAGGGUGAAAACAUAACAGCGCAUAUUCAAGUAGUCCCUAACCGGUGUUUAUUGGCAGUUUAACACCAGUUUUUUUCCUUCUUUGUGUAUAAUGACAAAAUCACGUGAGUGUUAGAAUCUUGAAUAUAUAUCAUUUACUCAAUCUGCUUUUAAUAUUGCUGGAUUCAAAUUUAUGUGACAUUUUUCUGUUCAUUUAUAUGUAUAGUUAUAUAUUAUAUUAAGGUUUUUAAUUCGCAAACCUCUAUCAUUAUAAAAUAUAAUAUAACAUAUUUUACAAUUUAUAUUUGAUACUGAGGACAGAAAAAUCUCGUACAAUAGAAAGCUUUUUUAAAGAUUAUAUAUGAAACAUUUGAAUGAGGCUGUGUAUUCCAAAGAUGAAGGAAUGUUUAAAUAAUUGUGCUUCAGAUAGUGUUACAAGAUAAAGAUUAUAUAAUAAAGACAAACUCCGUUAGUGGUUAAUAAGCAUAAAAUAAGCUAGUGAAGUAGUACCUGGUGUAAAUUAGUUAUCGUAGAAACCAUUAUAUGUUUGUAAGAUAUAUAAUACAUAGGGCUUAAAACGAUAACUUCCGACAAAUUUACCAUUUCAAAUGUAUGUACAGAGUAUGGUACAUGAUAAAUAUCAUAUAAAAAGGCAUAUUCGACCGGUUGAUCUUAUUAUAGGAACAUAGAUCCAAAACCUUAAGCGAUAUUUCGCCUUAUAUGAUGUGUGACACGAGAAAAGUCAAGACAUUUGUAUUUGAUAAAUCAAAUAAUUUAAUCAAGUGAUAUUGUAAAUCAUAUAUAAUACGUAUUGUUUUGUAAUCUAUCGUACGUUUUUAUCUUAUAAUGCAAGAUAAACUACUUUUAAAUUUUUGACAAAUGAAAAAAUAAAACACUUACAUCUUUUUAAAUAUGUAAUUCUUUCCUGAAAUCAUAUUUGCAUAUAACAAACAUACUUUAAAACUGUAAAAAAAAGUCAUUUGAUGUGUAUCAUAUAGGGGUGGUCGCUAUACGUUUCCGUAAUAUUUGAUAUAUUGAUUGAAAUAUGAUGUGUGAGAUAUUGAUUAAAAUAUCAUGCUUGGUAUAUUGAUUGAAAUAUGUAAAUUAAGAUACUGAUUAAAAUAUCAUGUUUGUGAUAUUUAUUUACGGAAACGUAUAGCGACCACCCCUACAUGUUAGUAAAAACAUAAUUUUGACAAUUUAUUUGAUACAUAUUAUAUACCUAACAAAUUUUUACAAACUUCCUUGAUCUGAAAUAUUUAUCUAGUUAUAUCUACCGCCCCUGCAUUUUGGUAAAAACCGAAAUUUAAGACAAUUUUUUGAACACACGAUAUAUAUCUGACCAAUAUUUACAUUGUUUUUUUUAUCUUGAAUAUAUAUAAUUUACUCAAUCUGCUGUUUAUAUUGCUGGAUCAAAAUUUAUGUGAAAUUUUUCAGUUCAUUUAUAUGUAUUAGUUAUAUACACUUGAGGUUUUUUAUUCGCAUACCGUUAUCAUUAUAAAAUAUAAUAUAACAUAUUUUACAAUUUAUAUUUGAUAAUAAGGACAGAAAAAUCCUGCACAAUACAAAGCUUUUUUAAAGAUUAUAUAUGAAACAUUUGAAUGAGGCUGUGUAUUUCAAAGAUUAAGGAAUGUUUAAAUAAUUGUGCUUCAGAAAGUGUUACAAGAUAAAGAUUAUAUAAAAAAGACAAACUCCGUUAGUUGUUAAUAAGCAUAAAAUAAGCUAGUGAAGUAGUACUUGAUGAAAAUUAGUUACCAUACAAACCAUUAUAUUUUUGUAAGAUAUAUAAUAUAUAUAGCUUAAAACGAUAACUUCCGACAAAUUUACCAUUUAAAAUGUAUGUACAGAGGAUGGUACAUGAUAAAUAUUAUAUAAAAAUGAAUAUUCGACCAGUUGAUCUUAUUAUAGGAACAUAGAUCCCAAAGCUUAAGCGAUAUUUCGUCUUAUAUGAUGUGUGACACGAGAAAAGUCAAGACAUUUGAUAAAGGAAGCAAUUUAAUCAAGUUACGUUGUAAAUCAUAUAUAAUACAUAUUUUUUUUAUAAUUUAUCGUACUUUUUUAUCUUCUAAUGCAAGAUAAACUACUUUUAACUUUUAAGCAAAAUGAAAAAAUAAAACACUUACAUCUUUUUGAAUAUGUAAUUCUUUCCUGAAUUCAUAUUUGUAUAUAACAAACAUAUUAUAAAACUGUAAAAAAGUCAUUUGAUAUAUAUACCAAAAUACGGUAUCCAUGAAACCCAUGUCAAAUCCCUUCACAGUGAGUCUGUACAUUAAACACGUCCAAAAACAUUGAGUGUCGAGAAAGUGAAGCAGGCAUCUGAAUCUAUACAGGCUGAUUACACACAACCGCAGAGUCGUGGGCGUGCACGUAAUCCACGUGCUGCGUCUAAAGUAAGAGCGCAUUCAGCCGUACCAUAUAGACGACAGAGUGUUAGUGUUACUAUGGUCAACAAUACAGUCAAGGGUCAGUAGGACACAGCUGAGAAGGUCACGCUUAGGUGUGCAUUGCUGAAUGUACAGGGUUUAAAAACGAAACGAACUGAUAAAUUAAAAUCGCCUGAACUGCAGUCUGUAUUUAACUCACACGACAUUGUAUUAUUUACCGAAACUUGGUCAAAUGAAAGUGUUGAUUUGCAUGUUAAUGAUUUUCAAUAUUACGCUUUACAUAUACUUAGAACAAAAAAUCUAGCAAAAAGAGAUUGUGUUGGUAUUAUUGUAUAUUUGAGAGAAAACUUUGUUUCAAAUGAUACUCUCGUAUUUCUGAGCGAUGAUGAUAUUUUAUGUAUUAAAAUAAGUGGUAAUUUAUUGUAUACCGGCUUGUAUGUGUGAUUAUGUUAUGCAGUACCCGAGAACAGUAGUAGACAAUCAAUGAUAGAAACAAUUAUGUUUGAUCGUCUUACGGACUUUAUUACUAGCUUAGGGUCUACAUGUGAAGAAAAUCUAAAUUUAUGUUAUUUGGCGACAUGAAUGCUCACACAAGUAAUUAUCCUGAUUUUGUCACAAAUGAUAAUUAUUGUACUCAUAUGAAUGUUUUACCUGUUGAUUAUGAUAUUGACCCAAUUAUGAAUCGUUAUUCACAAGAUAAAUGCUGUGUAAAUAGCUAUGGUUUAACAUUGUUAGAUAUUUGUAAACAUACUGGCCUAAGAAUUCUGAAUUUAAGAUUUGGCAAAGAUAAAUAUAUAGGUCGCAACACAUUUGUUGGGAGUAGAGGUAGUAGUUUAGUUGAUUAUGUAAUAAGUACACACAAUUUGUUUCAAUAUAUUGACGUUUUUGAGGUACAAAUUCCAAAUAUAUUAAGUGAUCACUGCCUUGUGGAUAUAUCUCUUGUUUUUGAUAAACCUUUAUAUGUACAUGUACAAAAUGCCAAGCCAUGUGAAACUAUAGAUAGCUUCAAAUAUGUGUGGAAUAACGGUAAAAAGCAGAUGUUUGCUGAAAACUUAUCUUCUGAAAAUACGAUGAAUAAACUGAAUUAUUUCAAUGUCAAAGUGAAUAAUGUUAAGUCUUCUUCUGAUAUUGAUGAAUGUAUUAAUGAUUUUUCUAAUAUUAUUGACGCGGUUGCGUCCCCUUUGUUUAAAAAGGAUGUUAAACACGCUGAUAGCGAAACUUCAGUCAGUCAUAUUGUUGAUUGUAAAUGGUAUACGCAAGAAUGUUUUGAACUUAGAAAUAUUUUUCACAAAAUGUUAAACGUCUAUCGAAAUAAUAAAUCUGAUUUGAAUAGACAAAAUAUGGUUCAUGCAUGACGAAUUAUAAAUCAUGUAUACGCAAAUGUAAAAUGGAUUAUGACCGCAAUGAAAUGGCAAAAUUAACCGAUGCAAAACAUAAAAACGUUAAGUUGUAUUGGAAAAUGCUUAAAACUUGUGCUGGUGUUAAACAGCCUAAUAUUCAAAUUGAUGUAUUUCAGAAAUAUUUUGAGUCUGUAAAUGCCCCAGACGAUCACUUUUUAGGCCUGAUGAAGAUGUUUUGUAUUUUAUAUAGAGGUAUGAACAAAAUGAUUUUAAUAUAAGGUUUCAUGAAUUGAAUGUCCCUAUCACUGAACAGCGCUAAUUAAAAGCAAUCCGUCAACUACAGACAAAUAGAAGUAGCGGUCCGGAUAAAUACCUUGACGAAUUCUUUAUUAAUGGUAAACAUGUUUUAAUGCCAUUUUUGUUAAAUUUGUUUAACAAAAUAUUUGAAGUAGGAUACUUCCCAGAAAGUUGGUCUGAAGGAUUUGUAAUACCCCUACUAUUAAUGAUGAAAACAGCUAUAGAGAAAUUACAUUAUUGAGUACAUUAAGUAAAUUAUUUUCACGUGUUUUAAAUAAUAGACUGGUAGAAUGGGCAGAAAAUUAUGGUGUAUGUAUUGAGGCCAUGUCAGGUUUUAGGCAAAAAAAUGGGCACGGUAGAUAAUAUAUUUGUUUGGCAUGGUUUGAUUUCUCAUGUGAUUAAUAACGGUAAAAAAUUAUAUUGCGCUUUUAUUGAUUUUAGCAAAGCCUUUGAUUAUGUUGUUAGAGACAACUUGUGGCUGAAAUUGAUACAAUUAGGUAUCCGUGGCAAAAUGUUGAAUAUUAUAAGAUCUAUGUACAACUCAGUAAAAUCAAAAGUAAAAUAUUGUAACUCUUUAAGUGAACCAUUUAAUUGUAUUUUAG